This is a messenger RNA of Chrysoperla carnea, 3027 nucleotides long. RefSeq names its product centrosomal protein of 120 kDa-like. Gene Ontology annotation, cellular component: centrosome; centriole. The annotation marks the transcript as partial. Gene Ontology annotation, biological process: centrosome cycle; positive regulation of centriole elongation; interkinetic nuclear migration. Lineage: Eukaryota; Metazoa; Arthropoda; Insecta; Neuroptera; Chrysopidae. The record is from RefSeq and is a predicted model, not a curated record. The transcript has 15 exons.
CUUUUAUUUAUUUUAUUUGAAAAAAACCAAAUGUUUUCAUAAUAUUCGUGUUAUGAGUUGAUGGUGUAAAGUAUUUUAAGCCAUAAAACAAAAAAUAUGGAUGAAUUAAUUGGUCCAAAUGUGAAAAUUGUCUUGGAGGUUAUUGAAGGUCAGCAAUUUGGAUUUUUACAGAAUCCUGUGUAUGUUUUAGCCAGUCUAAAUGGCUUUAUAUUAGAAUCAAAUUCAGUUGGACCAUGUGAUAACCCCGCAUUUGGUACAAAUUUAAUAUGGCAAGCGGAUAAAAAAGGACUUCGAUUAAUGCGUACGGGUAAUAUUCCAUUAAAAGUUGAAUGUUUUACAACGAAUCAACAAAAUUGUAAAGAACGAAUUGGAUAUUUGUUGCUGAAUUUAAGAGCUAUACAAAUAUUACCUUCCGGCAAGGCAUCACAAAUAAAACAAAGUUGGAAUAAAUUAAUGGGUGUUAAAAAUGAGGCAAAAGCACAUCGACCAGAAAUAUUAUUAUCAUUUUACGUUGAAGAUGAUGAUAAACUUGAGGCUGAGGAACCUUGCUGUGAGAAUAUAACAAAUAUUGUUCCACCAUCUGCAAUAAAUGCAGUCUCACCACAACGUGGUGUACCAACAAUUGUACCACGUUUAUGUUCGGAGGAAGGUCUUAUACAAAUCGGUCCAGAAGAUACUUGUACAGAUAUAUUUUUGUUAAGUAUUUUAAUUGGGACUGCUGCUAAUUUAGAUAUGCUCCUCACAGAUUCCCAACAACAGUCUGGCGAUGCAACAGAAUCAACAGGAACUUAUUCAUUUUGGUAUUCAAUAUUUGGACAUUUCAUACAAACAAAACCAUUUAAUAAAAAUUUAUCUGAACCGUGUACACUAAAUGAGAAAAUUGUUUUACGUUUACGUAGUUCAUUACGUGUAUUAAAAAUCUAUUUUACUGAAGUCUCUUUAAUGUUUUUGAAAUUAAUAUGUGGCACGAAUGAAAUUGGUUAUGCAAAUAUGGAAUUAAAAAAUUUAGUACCAACAGAAAAAUUAACAGAAUUUUUUACACUUUAUGCGAUUAAUAAUACCGUUACACAGAAUCAACGAUGUUAUUUACAUACAACACAUGGAGGUCGUACACCAACGGACAUGCAUGGACGCAAACCAUUUAUUAAUAUGGAAGUGAAAUUAAAAUAUGUUCAACCACCAAAGGAUACAUACAAUGGUGAUACAAUGCGUGACGUGACAUUACGUAGCACAAGUUUAACUGGUUUGGAACCGAAAGCAGUUAGCAGUUGUUAUCAGGAGCCUACACCACGUGUAUUAAACGAAGGUGGCGAUUAUAAUCCAACAAAUUUAACGGUCAAUGCAUUCAACAAAAUCUCACCAAAACCUCCAGGCGCAUCAUCUUCUGCAUCAACUGGAAAUAUUUUAAAUCCUAAGGUCAAUGCUAACUUUCCACAUGUAACACAAUCAACAGACAGUGCCUUAAAACCAGGUCUCGUCGGUGGUUUAACUCUAUCACCACGAACAAUCGCAGAAACACAUCGUGAUCAACUAGAAGUCUACCAUCAUUACGGAUUAAACAUCGGUGUCAAAUCGCUUACACUCCAGAACAAUGCUAAGUGCUUGAAUAAACAUAUCCAGUUAAUAUUUCAUCAUCCAAAAGCUGCUGAAGUGAUAUAUUCCACACAUCCAGCCAUAUAUGUUACAGAUUUCCAGGAUUCAAUACACUUACAUGAUAAUGUUAAAUGUCGUAUUAAUUUUGUAUCAACACCAGAAGAAAUUGGACGUUUAUUGUUGGCAUGGCCUCCAAAAAUUUCGUUAUGCGAACGAAGUUGUACAAAUGAUACAAAAUUUCCUACAUUAUUAGGUGAAACGUCAUUAGAUACAAGUUUACUCUUCCAAGAAGAGGCGAACGUAGACUACACUGCAAAUUUAUUAGAGCCAAUAACAAAAGCUAUCGUUGGAGAAAUAAAAAUUGCAAUGUUCAUCGAAGAUUACGGUGUAAAAGAGAAUAAAGAUAUCGUAAAUUCCGAUCAUGUUUUGGGACCACCAAUCUUAGAUGAGCGGAUCGCGUAUAAACUUGUGGAAGAGUUGGAAGAUUGGAAAGAACGUCAACAAGAAAUGUUUAAAGUUGAAUUAAAGCGGAAAGAAGAAUCUCGAUUAUUAUUGUUAAGUACUGAAUGGAAUGUUCGCCGGGCUGAGCUGGAAGCAAAAUUAAGUCAUGGUGUUGAAAAAUGUCGUAUACUUGCUUCGAAUUUAUCAAAAGCAACGGAAGAACAACGAAUACGAUCUGUUAAACAUUUAGAAGCUGAAAAUAAGUUUAGAAAAUUGAAAGAAGAAUUAGAACAAAGUUUCGGAAUGAAACAUCAAGAUCUUCGAGAAGCCACUCGGCGAUUGGAUGAUGAAUAUACUCAUAAAUUAAAUGUAAUAAAAAAUGAAAAUUUAGAAUUAACAGUGAAAAUUAGUGCAUUAGAACGUGAAAAUGCAUUACUGAAAGAUACAAUUAAAAAACAUGAAGCACAAUUAGAUGAUUUACGAAAAACAAGUUUAACCAAAGAUCAAACCUCAACGUUAUUACAAGAACAGAGAGCAUUAGAAGAGAAAUUAGAAGCGAGCACUAAAUCAAAAGCAUUUUUUAAAGAAGAAUGGGGUAAAGCUGUUCGAGAAAUUCAUCGUAUGAAAGCUGAACAUCAAAAACAGUUGCAAACACAAAUACGUCUUAAUAAACAAGAAUUGUCUAGUUUAGGAUUAAAGAAUUUCUUAAAUGAAGAGGAAGCGGAACUGAAAAAAGAUCGAAAUGUAUUGUCACAAAUUCGAUCUGAUUUACAAAAUUUAAAAAUGUCUGAACAAAAUAUUCAAUCUUUUAAUUUUAAUGACGAAAAUAUUAAUUAUACAACAAGCAGACCCGAUUUAUUAGAAAUGGAUUCCGAAGAAAAAAUUGCAAUGUUAAUUGAAGAGCGUGAUGCAUUGUUACGUACAGGAAGUUACAGUGAACAGGAUCCAGUGAUAAUAAAAUUAAAUCAAGAAUUACAACAAACAAUAAAUCAU